CGUGCGCAUUGCGAGCGUGCGGUCCGAUCUACAACUCAUCGCGUCCCGGAAGUGCUCCUCGGUUAAUGUUUGUGAGUCAGCGUUAAAGUCUGCGUCUAACUCCGACGCUGUCGGUUUUUUUUCGGCGCAGAUGUCACCGGGGGUUGAACCAUGAGCGGCCUUUCUGUACAAUAACGCUUAUUAUUACAUUCAACUCAAACCAAGAGACCGGACAGGAACUCUAGAAAAAGAGAGAAGGCUGGAAAAUGGACCACGAAUUCGAGGACAUUGAUUCGGAAGGCCGGUGGCAGAACCUCUACAUAGAUAUACGUAACCAGUCUCAGGAAUGUCCUUUCAAAGUAGCAAAGUAUCCAGAGAACCGCAACCGUAACAGAUACAGAGAUGUCAGCCCGUUUGAUCACAGUCGGGUAAAGUUGGGAAACACGGACAACGACUACAUCAACGCGAGCCUGGUGCCUGUGGAAGAAGCUCAAAGGAGCUACAUACUAACUCAGGGCCCUCUCAGAAACACUUGUGGUCAUUUCUGGCUGAUGAUCUGGGAACAGAAAACAAAAGCAGUCAUCAUGCUGAACAGAGUGAUAGAGAAAGGCUCGGAGAAGUGCGCUCAGUACUGGCCCACGCAGGAGGAGCGCGAGAUGGCGUUCAGGGACACGCGCUUCAUGGUGAGGCUGCUGUCAGAGGGAAAGUCGCACUACACCACACGCCUACUGGAGCUGCAGAACGUUCAGACUGGAGAGAAGAGAGAAAUCUAUCACUUUCAUUACACCACAUGGCCUGACUUCGGCGUCCCAGAAUCCCCUGCGUCGUUUCUCAACUUCUUGUUCAAGGUGCGAGAGUCGGGCUCGUUAGGGGCGGAGCAUGGGCCGGCCGUGGUGCACUGCAGUGCAGGGAUCGGACGCUCCGGAACCUUCUCCCUCGUAGACACUUGUCUCGUACUGAUGGAUAAGAAAAAGGACUCGUCCCAUGUUGACAUUAAGAAGGUGCUGCUGGACAUGAGGAGGUUCAGGAUGGGUCUGAUUCAGACUCCUGACCAGCUCCGCUUCUCAUACAUGGCUGUGCUGGAGGGAGCCAAGUGCAUCAUGGGGGAUUCAUCAGUACAGAAACGAUGGCAGGAGCUCUCUAACGAGGAUCAGGUGUGUGUACCCGAGUCUCCGUCACCUCCCAAAUGUCAGUCGGAGCGUUUCAACGGCACCCGCAAAAACCAAGCAGACGACACAGGAGAGAUUGAGGGAGCGAAAAAAACUUCAAAAGACGAAAGAGAAGCAGACGGAGACACGUGCACAUCGAACGCGCGCAAGAGACAGAGAGACGAGAAGAUCUCUGCACAGAAAACCUCUCCAAAGCAGACGAAGCCCAGGGCGAACGAGACGGAGAAGAAGAGGAAAAGAGCGAGAACGACCAGUGACACCUAACACCUCGGCAACCAGAGCAGGGAUCUCCAGACCAUAAUACUCCUCCACACUGUUUACAGCAUGGACUCUGAGGAGCGAGUGUGUCCUCAAACCAACACACACACACACACACACACCAGCAGAGCAGCGCUGGACUCGAGCACUGCCUUGGCUUUAAUCUCGGAUCACAAUUCGAACGAUGAUCUCUAUUUUUUUUUUCUUUCGCAGAAUCCGGCGUCGUAGUUCUAUGCAUCACCCGUUUGUAACUUCACAUUUUUAUUAGACGGACGUGUUUAUUUCUGAAAACACUCUAUUUUUUUAUAUGGGAGAGACGACUUGAGGUUCUUCCCCGGGACGUCGGGAUGAAACGAGUAUUUUUGAUAAGAUGAAAAAGUCUUAAGAGUUUCCUCUUUAGUGUAUAAAAGCAGCUGCAUUGUGUUUGUGUCAACGUUUCUAUCAGUCACGUGUUGGAAUAAAACGCAUUUUGUUUUUUACAAUAAA
Molecule: messenger RNA, 1892 nt
Organism: Silurus meridionalis
Lineage: Eukaryota; Metazoa; Chordata; Actinopteri; Siluriformes; Siluridae
Gene: ptpn2b
Product: protein tyrosine phosphatase non-receptor type 2b
Biological process (GO): protein dephosphorylation
Molecular function (GO): protein tyrosine phosphatase activity
Source: RefSeq, a predicted model, not a curated record